CAAUACAUAAAAAAAAAAAUCAUUUUCUAUACAUAAACAAAAUGGCAGAAUCUUCAUCAACCAAAAGUGGUCUUAGGUUAGCCGGCAAAGUAGCCAUAGUCACCGGAGGUGCUAGCGGUAUUGGCAAAGAGACGGCGCAUCUCUUUGUCAAACAAGGUGUACGUAUAGUGGUGAUUGCUGAUAUUCAAGAUGAGUUGGGAAUUCAAGUGGCUAAAUCCAUUGGUACAGAUAAGUGCAUAUUUAUUCAUUGUGAUAUUAGAAUUGAAGAUGAUGUUAAAAAUCUCGUUCAAUCAACAGUCAAUACUUACGGACAAAUUGAUAUUAUGCACUGCAAUGCUGGGAUUGUGAGUCCAAGUGCUCAAAUCGUGUUGGAUUUCGACGUUUCUCAAGCUAAUGGCGUGUUUGCAACUAAUGCUAUAGGAACAGCAUUGUGUGUAAAAUACGCAGCUCGCGCGAUGGUGGAGGGUAAGGUGAAGGGUAGCAUUGUAUGCACGUCAAGCGUAGCCGGUAGCUAUGGUGUCGGAACGGGGACAGAUUACUCGAUGUCGAAGCAUGCAAUAUUAGGGUUAAUGCGCUCAGCAAGUGUGCAACUUGGAAAAUACGGGAUAAGAGUGAACUCUGUGUCCCCAAAUGGAUUAGCGACUCCACUGACUGAGAAACUGCUAGACGCUGAUGCAAAGACAGUGGAAAAGAUUUUUUCAAAAUACUCAAUGUUGAAAGGAUUGGUUUUAAGGACUAAUAAUGUGGUAGAUGCAGUAUUGUUUUUGGCAUCUAAUGAAUCUGACUUUGUCACGGGUCUCGAUCUUCGUGUGGAUGGCAACUAUGUUACUAACGCUGAUAAUUUGAAGGAUUAAACAUCGCAUAUGUUAAUAAGGAGUAAUGCAUAUAAUCCAUAUUCUAAAAUAAAUACAAUAAAAUAAAUAUGAAAAAAGAUUGAUAUAAUAUUAAUAUUUUAAUAUGAUAAACUAUGUAAGUUGUAUUU
Vicia villosa (hairy vetch) is the source of this 982-nucleotide messenger RNA. RefSeq names its product (+)-cis,trans-nepetalactol synthase NEPS2-like. The coding region runs from base 42 to 854 and encodes 270 amino acids. NCBI's taxonomy places the organism in Eukaryota, Viridiplantae, Streptophyta, Magnoliopsida, Fabales, Fabaceae. Gene Ontology annotation, molecular function: oxidoreductase activity. The record is from RefSeq and is a predicted model, not a curated record. The transcript is spliced from 2 exons.